Molecule: messenger RNA, 1734 nt
Organism: Saxophila tyrrhenica
Lineage: Eukaryota; Fungi; Ascomycota; Dothideomycetes; Mycosphaerellales; Extremaceae
Exons: 3
Coding region: 1-1734 (577 amino acids)
Source: RefSeq, a predicted model, not a curated record
AUGUAUCUCACCCGCUGGACCUCCGCCUCCGACACCACGAGCGAGGUUGGGGACUUCAAGUACAGCCUCUUGAAGAGCUUCAAAACCGGUAUCCGCCUCGCUCAAAUCCUCCCCGGCACCGGCAAUAAAGGUAUAUCCAUCAAUUUGCUGGACUCCUUCGUAAGCGGACCUCAGAAGAUACCGUACGAUGCGCUCUCUCAAGAGCGUAUCAAGGAGCGAAAUCAGCAAGUCCAGCUCAUGGGCCAGAUCUUCAAGGGUGCGAGAAAAGUCGUUGUGUGGCUAGGUGAAGACUACGAUGAUAGCAGGGCGGGCAUGCAGUUGGCGAAGCAACUGCUUUCUAUCGCUCGCUAUCAGCCGGUCAGUGGGCUGGGUACAGCGGACCUCGAGACCCAUGGACUGCCGAAGCAAGGACACAGGCGGUGGACUGCUUUGUCGCUGAUAUUGCGACGACCGUGGUUCUGGCGUACUUGGGUGGUGCAAGAGGUUGUGCUGAACCCCAAUGUUGAACUGGUGCUCGGCCCUUCGAUGCUCACUUGGGAUGAUUUGGAGAGCGUGGUUGCUCUGCUGGAAGGACCGAUGCCGCGGGUAUGGCAGCUGGAUCAAGCGAUUUCUGCUUCCGAGCUCCCGUUCUCGAGGAUAAAUCGGAUAAGGCUACGCCACCAAAGACUCAUCGCAACCCCGAUAUCACCAGUACAGAUAGAGGCUCAGUUCGACAAUCAUGUAUACUCAGAGCCGGAGUCGAUGAUCGACGAAGACGAUGACCCUCAACUUCUUGACCUUCUAUUGAUGUCGCGCGGGCUCGGAGCAACCGAUCCUCGCGACAAAGUCUACGCUCUACUUGGACUGGGAAAACACGACAUUAAUCCCGACUACUCCAUGUCUCCGGAAUCAGUCUUCACUGACUUUGCCCUCCAAACCGUUGGAGUGGUCACGGAAAUGCAAGCCAGGCGAAGAGCAGCCAGCUUGGAGAUGUUAUCACACUUACGCGAAGUACGCAGGGCUAUGAUCCUCUUCUCCUGUGCUGGCAGACAUAACCAGAAACUCAAGCUACCCUCGUGGGUGCCGGAUUGGACUACCAACCUCAGCUGCCGCCCGCUCGUCUUCGGGUUGAGCCACCGUUUCGCGGCAGGCGGCGAUAAGCUAGCUACGUUCGACUGGCAACCAGACUUCGGUCUCCUCUUGUGUGGCAAACUACUCGACUCGGUUCAAGACGUCGGCUCUGUACAUCUGUCCGACACAUCAAGCACAAACUCACACGACCUGAUCAAAAAAUGGUUGGAAGAAGCGAAGCAAAUCGCCUUCACCCGCAUUGCCCGCUCGCCCGGCAGCACAAUGAACGUGGAUGCCUUCGAAGCGAUGCGUCGGGACAUUUCCAUCUGCAAGCAUGGGUACUACAUCACCGCCGCGCAGAAAGGGCGUCGAAACAGCCUGCUGCAUGAAGUGGAUACAUCAGACGAUGCGUCUCAUAGUGCCUCUCAGACGUUGACGCUCGGUCCUACGCGGGGGAGAGUGGUCUUCGCUUCAGGGACGGGGUAUGUUGGUCUGGUGCCGCAUGGGACAAGGGAGGGAGAUUUGAUCUUCGUGGUGCUGGGAGCGGAUGUGCCCUAUGUACUUCGGCCGUUGGAGGAGGGCGAAGGGUAUGAGCUUAUCGGCGAGGCCUUUGUUCAGGGUGUGAUGGCGGGCGAGGCAAUGUUACUAGAUCGUAUCCCUGUUGAGGAUGUAAUGAUACGGUGA